Messenger RNA from Leptinotarsa decemlineata (Colorado potato beetle), 526 nucleotides. RefSeq names its product 2,5-diketo-D-gluconic acid reductase A. The record is from RefSeq and is a predicted model, not a curated record. NCBI's taxonomy places the organism in Eukaryota, Metazoa, Arthropoda, Insecta, Coleoptera, Chrysomelidae.
UACUUUGAAGACUCUUGAUAUGGCAUUGGAAGCUGGAUAUCGUCUAUUUGAUACUGCUGCAAUGUACAAUAAUGAAGGGGAUAUUGGAGAUGCAUUGAAGGAACUUUUACCAAGACAUAAUUUAUCUCGAAAAGAUAUUUUCAUCACAACCAAACUAUACCCUGAGGAUCAUGGCAAGGCUGAUAAGGCAAUAGAAUCGUCUUUAAAAAAACUGGACUGUGACUACAUUGAUCUCUAUUUGAUACAUUGGCCAGGCACUUAUGGAAAAUCUGAACAUGCAAAAAUGCGAAGCAAGAGUUGGGAACAAAUGGUUGAAUGUGUGAAGAAAGGUUUUGUGAGAAAUAUUGGAGUUUCCAAUUAUACAGUUCGCCAUUUGAAAGAACUUCUAAACAAUGAUUUUGGCAUCAGGCCAGCUGUUAAUCAGGUGAAACAAGAAGAUUUCAGUAUCAUGAAACUUUAUUAUUUAUAUAUUUACAGCACUGAUCAGCUCAAUUUACUUUCCGAAUAUUAACAGAAGCUCUUUCUU